Molecule: messenger RNA, 1811 nt
Organism: Phyllopteryx taeniolatus (common seadragon)
Lineage: Eukaryota; Metazoa; Chordata; Actinopteri; Syngnathiformes; Syngnathidae
Gene: eipr1
Product: EARP complex and GARP complex interacting protein 1
Exons: 9
Coding region: 170-1333 (387 amino acids)
Biological process (GO): protein ubiquitination
Molecular function (GO): protein binding
Source: RefSeq, a predicted model, not a curated record
GUACGGUUAAAAACGUAUUCAACGUUGAAUAACCGUGGUUACGCUAUUCCGUUCGCACAGAUGACUAUGACAUAUCUUAUAAUCGCGGAAGUGGUGGAAACAAUCGUUGUCCUGAAUAAUAAAAUAUUUUUUUGAAACCGGUCCAAUUCAGGAGUAACCUCCAGUUAAAAUGGAAGACGACGCACCCGUCAUUUAUGGACUUGAAUUCCAGGCACGAUCACUUACUGCCCAGACAGCUGAAACUGAUGCUAUUCGUUUCCUUGUGGGCACACAGUCUCUGAAGUUUGACAACCAGAUCCACAUCAUUGACUUCGAUGAUGAGAAUAACAUAAUUAAUAAGAAUGUCCUUCUACACCAAGCUGGAGAGAUAUGGAACAUUGGUGCCAGUCCUGCAGAUAAAGAAGUACUUACCACCUGCUAUAAUAAAUCCAGUGACAGCCGGGUGGUGUCGUGUGCGGCAGUAUGGCGGAUGCCCUCCAAUUGGGAAACAGGAAGCCAUGAGUCUCCUGACGACUCAGCCCACAACCCUCAAACGUUGGAGCUGCUUUGUCACCUAGAUGACAGUGCCCACGGCAACGCAGUCUGCGUACUGUGGGAGCCAUUGGGGGAUGGCAAGCAUGUGAUUUCAUUGGCUGAUAACCAUGUACUUCUUUGGGACCUGCAGGAGAGCUCCACACAGGCCACUAUCUCCAGCACUGCUAUGCUUGAGGGGAAAGGGCAACUAAAAUUCACCUCCGGCAAGUGGAGCCCUCACCAUAACUGCGGCCAACUUGCCACUGCAAGUGACACAGCAAUAAGAGGCUGGGACCUCCGCACCAUGAGUCAGAUUUACUGUAUCGAGAACGCUCACGGCCAGCUUGUGCGUGACGUGGACUUCAACCCGAACAGGCAGUAUUAUUUGGCCAGCUGUGGAGACGACUGCAAGGUUAAGUUCUGGGAUGUCCGUAAUGUCCAGGAGCCCAUCAAAACCCUGGAGGAGCACUCACAUUGGGUGUGGAGCGUCCGCUAUAACCACAGCCACGACCAGCUGGUGUUGACAGCCAGCAGUGACAGCCGCCUCAUCCUUUCCAACAUGGUGUCGAUAUCCUCAGAGCCGUUCGGCCAUUUGGUGGAUGAUGAGGAUCUCAGCGAGGGCGAGGACAACCCGCAGGAAGAUAAGGGCAAGGAGCCUCUGAAAGACAGCGUGGUGUCCACCUACGAGGAGCACGAAGACAGCGUGUACGCAGCUGAGUGGUCGUCGGCCGAUCCGUGGCUCUUCGCCUCGCUCAGCUAUGACGGCCGCCUCGUCAUCAACAGGGUCCCCCGCACCCUGAAAUACCAGAUCCUUUUGUAAGGGAACAUUUAUGUACAUGAGACAAAGAAGGUGUGAUUAAUGUAAAUACAGUAGACGUCUUGUGACUUAACACUGUAAAUGAAAGAUUCCCGCUAACAGUUGUUUUUUCCAUUGUCUGCUUCUUCAGUGCUACCUUUACAUGUCAAAGACAUUUUAUUCAACUUGGCAUGCUCAUUUCGAAACGUCAAUACGAAUCCUAUUGUGCAGCCUCAUCAUACAUAUUUGUCCUUCUGCUGUAACAUUCCAUUCAGAAUAAUAGUGUAAAAAAUCUGAAAUUACAAUUUCCCGAGAAAUUAGCUGGGAAUACGGUAUGUUCGCAUUCUGUUGAAAAGCGUAAAGCCUGUUAAAGUGGAUUAACCGGCUUGUCAUUGGACAUCGACAAUAUCAUCUCAAGCUAUCAGAAAUAUGAACCCUGGGUGUUGUGAGCAGCAUAGGGGAUGUCAUAACAGCCAUGGAAUCAUUAAAUCAUUCCAAAUAA